Galeopterus variegatus (Sunda flying lemur) is the source of this 1916-nucleotide messenger RNA. It is a transcript of the gene WDR12, whose product is annotated as WD repeat domain 12. Gene Ontology annotation, biological process: maturation of LSU-rRNA from tricistronic rRNA transcript (SSU-rRNA, 5.8S rRNA, LSU-rRNA); maturation of 5.8S rRNA from tricistronic rRNA transcript (SSU-rRNA, 5.8S rRNA, LSU-rRNA). Lineage: Eukaryota; Metazoa; Chordata; Mammalia; Dermoptera; Cynocephalidae. Gene Ontology annotation, molecular function: protein binding. The transcript has 12 exons. Gene Ontology annotation, cellular component: preribosome, large subunit precursor; PeBoW complex. The record is from RefSeq and is a predicted model, not a curated record. The coding region runs from base 296 to 1384 and encodes 362 amino acids.
AAGAUGAAAGGGACACGCUGCCUUUAAGACUAUGCUUUACCAGUCGAUGAUUCCUAAAUCUAGGAAUAGGUAGUUGAUGUUUGUGGGCUGGGCCUCUGUGGAAGGACAACCUCGUGGUGCCUUUUGCUGAGGAGACCCAAGAAAAGAAAGCGGAAGCCAGGCUUCUACUGCAGCGUCUGGCAUACCUGUGCAGUCUAAUUUUGAGCGGUCUCUUUUCGUAGAGUCCUAAGAGACAAGGACUACUGACUACUAACCCAUACGUUUCUGUGGGCAAGUCUUGUGUGUUCUCCCCGCCAUGGCUCAGCUCCAGACUCGCUUCUAUACUGACAACAAGAAAUAUGCAGUAGAUGAUGUUCCUUUCUCAAUUCCCGCUGCCUCUGAAAUUGCUGACCUUAGUAAUAUCAUCAAUAAAUUGCUGGAGGUCAAAAAUGAGUUCCACAAACAUGUGGAGUUUGAUUUCCUUAUCAGGGGCCAGUUUCUGCGAAUGCCCUUGGUCAAACAUAUGGAACUGGAGAACAUCUCAUCAGAAGAAGUUGUGGAACUAGAAUACGUGGAGAAGUACACUGCACCCCAGCCAGAGCAAUGCAUGUUCCAUGAUGACUGGAUAAGUUCAAUUAAAGGGGCGGAGGAAUGGAUCUUGACUGGUUCUUAUGAUAAGACUUCUCGGAUCUGGUCCUUGGAAGGAAAGUCAAUAAUGACAAUUGUGGGACAUACAGAUGUUGUAAAAGAUGUGGCCUGGGUGAAAAAAGACAGUUUGUCUUGCUUAUUACUGAGUGCCUCAAUGGAUCAGACUAUUCUCUUAUGGGAAUGGAAUGUAGAGAGAAACAAAGUGAAAGCUCUACAUUGCUGCCGAGGUCAUGCUGGAAGUGUGGAUUCUAUAGCUGUUAAUAGCUCUGGAACUAAAUUUUGCAGUGGCUCCUGGGAUAAGAUGCUAAAGAUCUGGUCUACAGUCCCUACAAAUGAAGAAGAUGAAAUGGAGGAACCCACAAAUAGACCAAGAAAGAAACAGAAAACAGAGCAGUUGGGACUAACAAGGCCACCACGUUUGGCAUCUGGAAGCACAGAUAGGCAUAUCAGACUAUGGGAUCCCCGAACUAAAGAUGGUUCUUUGGUGUCACUGUCCUUAACCUCACAUACAGGCUGGGUCACAUCAGUAAAGUGGUCUCCGACCCAUGAACAGCAACUGAUUUCAGGUUCUUUAGAUAACAUUGUGAAGCUGUGGGAUACAAGAAGUUGUAAGGCUCCUCUCUAUGAUCUGGCUGCUCAUGAAGACAAAGUUCUGAGUGUAGACUGGACAGACAUAGGGCUACUUCUGAGUGGAGGAGCAGACAAUAAAUUAUAUUCCUACAGAUAUUCACCUACCACUUCCCAUGUGGGGGCAUGAAAGUGAAUUCACUUCGAUUAUAGAGAUUCUUUCUAUAAAUGAAAUGGUAGAGAAUCAUUAGAUUACAUUGAUGCAUAUGCAGAAAGCCGCCUUUUAGGUUUAUAUAAUGCUUUUGCCCUAACAUAUCACUAUCUUUUUUUUCUUUAUUUUGUAUUUAUAAUACAAUAGUUUGUGUUUAUAAAAUAUAAAUGUGGCCUGCAUUCUGUACCCUGUGCAAACUCUUGAAAUUAAACUGAGUUUUUUUUUUAAAGGUAUUGUUUUAAAUUAAGAUUUCCUUUUGAAAUGUUAUAAAAGGAUAUAUUAGAAAUACAGUAAUUAAUUGUCCAGAUUUUUAUUUCUGUUGGAGAAACUUAGGUUUUUAAAGUAGCUAGUUAAAAAAAAAGCAUCUAGAAAAGACUACUAAAAAAAUGAAUAGAGAAAAAAUAAGAAAUACAAUUUCCUUUUGGUGAAAUGAGUGAUGUCUUCCUAUAAGAAAAUAAGACUUUGUAUUUAUUCAGAACAAUAAAAAAUGUAGAUGUUGCCAGUGUAUUAA